Messenger RNA from Drosophila biarmipes, 1870 nucleotides. Its product is annotated as transmembrane protein 209. Lineage: Eukaryota; Metazoa; Arthropoda; Insecta; Diptera; Drosophilidae. The transcript is spliced from 5 exons. Gene Ontology annotation, cellular component: membrane. The coding region runs from base 76 to 1704 and encodes 542 amino acids. The record is from RefSeq and is a predicted model, not a curated record.
GAGCCACAGGCGCCAAUUUCCCGGCAUUUUCGCCAUUUACUGACAUUAUUUUAUAUUUAUACUCGCUUACAGACAAUGAAUUUCACCAGGAGCAAUUGCUCGCCGUUGAACAAGAAUCCGGUGGUGCAGCGCAGCCUGGACUUGCGCUUGAGAGGCGCCCAGGCGAGACAUUACCUCAAGUGGUGCUCCAUAAAUGUGGUGCUCCUGGCGGUGCUCCUCUUCGACAUGUGGCAGGAGUGUCAACCCUUCUACCGGACCUACUGGUUCCUGGCGGAGUGCGCCAUUACCAGCAUGAUAGCCCUGAGCGCGGUGGCCUGUUUCGGCAAAUAUUUGUGGUUAUGGUUUGGCGGCGACCAGGUGAUAGGAACCGAUACCCAGAAGUGCCUGCUGGACGGCAAGGAAGACAACUCCUUUAGGACAGUCUGCGCCCGGGCCGUGAAGAAACCACGGAGCUACGAACCCGACACCGAUGUGGAGGACGACAUACCCAUCAUUAAUUGGCACUCCUCUUUCGAGGACUCCUGCUGGGGCUCGCAGUCCAUGCGCCGCAGUCCCAGUCCCACAAGAACGCCCCAGCAGACGAACCACAACACCUCCUACAACUCCUCAAUGGUGCAGAACAACUCGCUAAAUGCCAGCAACCUGAGCAACGAGUCCACCUACAUGUCCCCGUAUGCGGAAGUUCGUCGAGAUGACUUCAUAACCGAUAUCAGAAAGUUGCCCGCUAUGAUGAAGCAGGCAGAACGCGAGCGCAGCAUGGUGGACAGCUCAGAGGCACCCAACGUCCAGAGCAUGGGCUCGGCCAACUCCUUCUGGAACUACUGCAACAAUGCGGCCUACAUGCUGAAAACCACCAUCUACCAGUUGUCGCCCGCGCCAGCUGUUUCCACGGAGAAUGCUCCAACCUCCAUUGAGGAGUUCGGUGGCUUCCAGUUCAGGGACAGCAAUUCGGAGGUCAUCAAGCGCAUAUCCACUGACAAACUGUCGCAAUACGUGGCCAACCUGAGAUUUUGGAUUUCCACCACCAUACUGCAGCGUUUGGUCAAGGAGAUCAACCAUGUGGACGACGUGUUCCGGCAGCGGGGUCUGUCUGACCUAAGGAUCGGAGCUGUGAGUCUAGAGAGGCUGCGCAAAACAGCCGAGAACCAGCAGUUCGUGCAGACCUGUGCUCCCAUGCUGCCCAUGCUUUUGCCCUUCCUGGACACCUUCAGCAACCAGGAGUACCUGGUGCAACGCAUUAAGGAACUGGCACAGGGUUCCUGCAUAGCCGACUACCGCUGGAACUCGGGCAAAGCGCACAAUGGGCAGGAGUGGGACGAGCACUUGCCCACCGAUGCAGCUAUAUUGUUCCAUUUAUUCUGCGUGUACUUGGACAGCCAACUGAUGCCGUUGCCGCAGGGCGGCGGGCGACCUUUCCACUCCCGCUACGUGCUCAUCCGCGACGAGAAGCGCUCCACCAAGGACGUGGUGAACGCCGUGCACAACAAGGCCCACUGCGCCAUUUUGACCACCAGCAACCAGCUCAACCCCAAGUUCAACUUCAUCAGUGACAAGGAGCUGCACAAUUGCGUGCACGACAGGAACAAUCUGUUCUACGUGAUCAUUCAGUUCCUGAUCUACAUGCGCCAGCAUCAGGAGUCGGCGCUAGAGUGCGUCAAUCUGGGCAAGAGCGGCAUCAACAUCAUGUGCGUCAUCGAAGACUGAACUGCCCGCCAAUCGGGAUAACUGGCUAUGACUACUUCUGUAACCACCACCUCUAAACACUCGUUAUUUCUAAGCAUCUUUCACUGACUCGACUAUCGUUUGGUGCCAGCAGGUAUUCCUCAUCACUCGUUACUAUUAAAUUAUGCAUUUGUAAUUAUUAAGUUGA